Molecule: messenger RNA, 180 nt
Organism: Racocetra persica
Lineage: Eukaryota; Fungi; Glomeromycota; Glomeromycetes; Diversisporales; Gigasporaceae
Source: the annotation of a GenBank genome assembly
GGUGGAACUUUCUAUAAAUGUGAUUAUACUGUUAACAAAAAGAAAAUAAAAAGACUAAUAAUCAGUAAUCAUUAUAAGAAAAAACAUUCUAAAUAUAUGAGUGAUGAAUUGAUUAUUAAGUUUAUUGAAGACUAUCUAGAUGGUCAAAGUUUCCAUGAUGGUGAAAAAGACGGAGAAUGA